CUCAGUUUAAAAUAAAUGUGUUCAAUUUCUAAAUGGAGUAAAGCCCCAUUUUACAUUAUACAAUUGUAUGGAUCUCACAUAGUUUGUUUUCCACUAAAAAUGGCAAACAAAUCUAAACCAUCAAGUCAUACUAUCGAUUCAGAUAGUGAAGAAUUUGACUGUGAUAUGCGUAGAAUACCACAAGAACAUCUACCAACUUUUCGCCGUUUAGCUGAAGUUAAUGGCAAAAUCAACCGCAUGAAAAGACGGCAAUUAAUGGAUACAAUGAAAAAAAAAAAUCUCAAUAUUGAAGGUGAUAUAGAUGUAUUAAAAAAACGACUGAAAAACCAUUACAGAAUGCAAGCACUCAUAAAAGCAAAAAUAUGUGAAUCUGAAUCAACAUACUUUCCAUAUUUUGUAAUAAUUGAUAUAGAAGCAACUUGUACCGAAAAUAAUCCUCCUGAUUAUAAAUUUGAAAUAAUAGAAUUUCCAGCGGUUUUAGUUGAUGCAAAAAAACGUAAAAUAAUUGAUCAUUUUCAAGCUUUUGUAAAACCUACUAUUAAUCCAAAACUUUCUGAGUUUUGCAUGCGACUAACUGGAAUUACACAAAAACAAGUUGAUUCAGCUGAUCCGUUCCCAGCAUGUUUAAAAAGAUUCAUUGACUGGUUAGAAAAACAUGAGCUUGGCAAUAAACAUAGAUUUUCUAUUGUAGCUGAUGGUCCCUUUGAUAUGGCAAGAUUUUUGUAUGGACAAUGUAUUAUGUCUGGAAUACCAUAUCCUAGUUUUGCAAAUAAAUGGGUUAAUAUAAGAAAAAUAUUUAGGUCAUUUUAUUUCACCAAACAAGCUAAGAAUUCCUUUUUAUGCAAUCUCAAUGGAAUGUUAACAUUUUUGGGUAUGGAAUUUGAGGGCAAUCCUCAUUGUGGAUUAGAUGACUCAUACAAUAUAGCUAGGAUAUGUUUAAGGUUGCUUGAAGAUGGUGCAUUUGUAGAUCAAAAUGAGAGGAUAAUAUCAUUGAAAAAUCCCACUCCAUUUGGAAAAGACGACCCAUUACCUGUAAGGCCUGUUCAUAAUAUUUUCUGUGAUGGAAUACAUCAUCAAACUAAUAAUUGGCGACUCAAUUCCAAAAUGAUGAACUUACAACUGGAUGAUAAAUCUUAGAACCAACCUUAAUAAAUCUAAUAAUGAAACCUUGAAUUUAUUGUUCUCUAUGUAAAUCAUUUUAAUUUAUCUAAGUUGAAGACUACUGUAUAUAUAAAUUUUUUAUAUUAUAUCAGUAUGAACUUAAAAAUACCAUAUUAAUUGUGAUCAUUUAGAAUUAAAUUUUUACUAUUUAAUGAAGUGUAAUUCAACAAAACAUAUUAUUAAAAUUAU
Daktulosphaira vitifoliae (grape phylloxera) is the source of this 1350-nucleotide messenger RNA. Its product is annotated as 3'-5' exoribonuclease 1-like. The record is from RefSeq and is a predicted model, not a curated record. Gene Ontology annotation, biological process: exonucleolytic trimming to generate mature 3'-end of 5.8S rRNA from tricistronic rRNA transcript (SSU-rRNA, 5.8S rRNA, LSU-rRNA). Lineage: Eukaryota; Metazoa; Arthropoda; Insecta; Hemiptera; Phylloxeridae. Bases 16 to 1137 code for a protein of 373 amino acids. Gene Ontology annotation, cellular component: cytoplasm; nucleolus. Gene Ontology annotation, molecular function: nucleic acid binding; 3'-5'-RNA exonuclease activity. The transcript is spliced from 7 exons.